UAUGAGGGGUUGAGGGAAGUUUUCAAGUCAUACUAGAUUUGAGGUGAGAGAUGGCUUGAAGGUUAUAUCCUGGCAUGAUUUAUGGUGUGGUGAUAUGGCCCUUAAGGAAGCCUUUCUGGGUUUAUUUGGUAGUGUAUGCGCAAAUGAUACUUUUGUUGCGAAUCACAUGGAAAAUCCUGGAGGCUCCGUUAAGUGGAACGUGAGCUUUGCUAGAGCGGCUCAUUAUUGGGAAGUGGAUGCUUUGUCCUCGUUCUUCCGGGUGUUGUAUUUAGGGAGAGUAAACGGGAAGGCGAGGGCAAGCUGUGGUGGGUCCCUUCCAAAAGAGGGUUGUUUGGUAUUAAAUCAUUUUACAAUGUCAUGACUUGUAAUGAUGGUUUUUGCUUCCCCUGGAAGAUUGUUUGGCGGACUAAUGCUUCGUUGAUGGUGGCCUUUUUUGCUUGGUCGGAGGCCCUAGGAAAGAUUCUUACAAUGUAUAAUCUUUGGAAGCAGCGUGUCAUUGUGGUUGAUAGGUGUUGUAUGUGCAAGAGGAAUAGGGAGUUUGUGGAUCAUCUUCUUCUUCAUUGUGAGGUUACUUGUGCUAUGUGGAAUGUUUUCUUCAAUCAUUUUGGGUUCUGCUAGACGAGUAAUCGAGUUGUAUGCUUGUUAAUAGACUGCUGGCAACACUCGGAAUGCUGCUGUGUAGAAGAUGGUAUCUUCGUGCCUUUUGUGGUGUUUUUGGAGGGAAAUAAAUAAUAGAAGUUUUGAGGAUCGCAAGAGGACUUUGGAGGAGAUUAAUCACCAGCAGAUUCUCAUUUCGUGAAGGUGGCUUCAUGUGCUUCACUAUCAGAUAUGUUCACAAGGUUGGGUGGAUUUUCAAAUCUAAAGAAGGAUGGCACUUCCCAUUCUGGGAAACUCGUUCAACCAGUUUUGAAGCUAUUAAAUGAUGAUAGUUCAGAGGCUAUAUGGGAAGGAGCAGUUCAAUUGUUAUGCACUAUUAUAACUUACUUUCCAUCUUCCAUACAUCGUCAUUAUGACAGUGCUGAGGCUGCUAUUGCUUCAAAACUUCUGUCAGGAAAAUGCAGUGUUGAUAUGCAGAAGAGGCUUGCUCAUUGCCUAGCUUUACUGCCAAAAUCAAGAGGAGAUGAAGAAAGCUGGUCCUUAAUGAUGCAGAAGAUCUUAUUAUUAAUAAAUGGUCACCUGAAUGACACCUUCCAAGGUUUAGAAGAAGAAACUAAAUGGAAUGAAGCUGUUAGAUUAUUGGUUCCGCCAGGAAAAGAUCCCCCACCUCCCUUAGGAGGUCGUACAUUGUCAGGAGAAGCCUCAGACAAUCCUACAAGGAGGUCUGAGCGAGUGCUGAUGUCUAAUGUCUCUUCACUGAUGCUCUGCUGUUCAAUGAUGCUUACAAGUUCGUACCCCGUGCAGGUAAACGUCCCUGUUCGAUCGGUAUUAGUCCUUAUUGAGAGAGCGCUGAUGGUGGAUGGAUCAUUGCCACAAGCCUUAUUGCCCUUCAUGACUUCCAUGCAACAAGAGCUCAUAUGUUCAAAACUUCCAGUUUUGCACUCAUAUAGUUUGGAACUGCUCAGUGCAAUUAUAAAGGGUACACGAAGUCAGCUAUUACCACAUGCUGCUUCUAUUGUGCGUCUGAUUACAGCAUAUUUCAAGAGAUGUGGAUUGCCAGAAUUAAGGAUAAAGGUCUACUCUAUAACAAGAGUAUUACUGAUAUCCAUGGGUGUUGGGAUGGCUGUGUGUCUUGCUCAGGAAGUUAUCAACAAUACAUUUGUGGAUUUCAAUACUGUUGGUAAUGAGAAUGGUCACACAUCUCCUAGUGCUAACUCAAAGCCCUCUUCUGAAGCACUGCUGCAGCCAAGACAUAGGAAAAGGAAACAUGUUGAUACAACCGGAUAUCUUGAGGAGCAGCAUGACCGCGGUUUGCAAGUUGGAGCCCCUAAGAACCAUGCAAUAUCGCCAAUUUCCGUGAGGAUAGCUGCACUUGAGGCAUUAGAAGCACUUUUCACAGUGGGUGGUGCUUUGAGAUCUGAACGUUGGCAAUCAAAUGUUGAUCUUCUUUUGAUAGUGACAGCAACAAAUUCACUAGAAGGGGGAUGGGUCAGCGACGAGAAAAGCAUUUUCCAGUCCAAUGAACCUACUGCUAUUUGGGUAGAUUUUCAGCUUGCAGCAUUACGGGCACUUUUGGCAUCUCUUCUUUCCUCAGUUCGUGGACGUCCCCCAUAUUUAGCCCAGGGCCUUGAACUUUUCCGGAGAGGCAGGCAAGAAACUGGAACAAAACUUGCUGAAUUCUGUGCCCAUGCACUUUUAGCCUUGGAGGUCCUUAUACAUCCCAGAGCCCUUCCUCUUACGGAUUUCCCCUCUGCUAGUGGUAACUCCUCUGAAGGAGUUGACCAUAAAUUUUCUGAAAAUGUGUAUUCCGGUAGUCUGAAGCUCGAUGGACGAUUUACAAGUGACAUCCAUGGGAUAAGAAACAAUAUUCAUGAUUCGGAUGAUGAUGACCUGUAUGACAGCUGGCUGGAGAAUGGCAAAGAAACUGAGGCUCCAGACAGCGUCCCACGAAACAAUACGACGUAUAAUGAAGAGCCUCCUGAAACUUUAGGAGUCAGUAGUGGAGAAAACCUUUAUGUGGAUGGUUCAUCUAGCGCAAGAAUUCCAGAGAACAUGGGGCAGGAGGCAGCAGCUAGUGUAGAUGCGAGGAUGGGAGGCAACGAUGAUGAGAUUAUGGUUGAGGCGGACCAAUUCCAAAAAAACAUAGCACAAGGUAAGGAACCUGUUCCUUCCAAAGGUGCCUCAGUUCGUGGAGAUGAGGUUGUGUCUGAGAGGUUUGUUUCAGGCAUCGAUGCGUCCGAUCAUGCAGAUAAUGUAUUUGCACCUGGCCAGGAUGUCUUGGUGGCUAAAAGCAAUGAGAAUGCUUCUGCUACAACAUCGAUUUCUGCGAAAAUUACUGGAGAUGCAUUAGAUUUGGAUGGUGAGGAUCCAUUUCCUGAAAUUUUUGACGAUGAACCAGAUUCUGAUGAUGAGCAAGCUUAGGGUUUUGGUGCUUUAUAGCGUUUAUCUUAGGAGUAAAAGAAAUAUUGAGUAAGGUGUACUUGCAUUAUGUACAAGUUAAAGGAAUCCAGAUUAUAAGUCUAUAAUAAUUUAUUUGUCUUUUUA
Messenger RNA from Alnus glutinosa, 3141 nucleotides. RefSeq lists its product as uncharacterized. Gene Ontology annotation, biological process: rRNA processing. Gene Ontology annotation, cellular component: nucleus. The record is from RefSeq and is a predicted model, not a curated record. NCBI's taxonomy places the organism in Eukaryota, Viridiplantae, Streptophyta, Magnoliopsida, Fagales, Betulaceae. The transcript is spliced from 12 exons. The coding region runs from base 829 to 3018 and encodes 729 amino acids.